AUGUCUUCGUUUGCUGACGAGGUUGAGUAUAAGCUGCAAGCCGUCAAGGCUACGCAACUGGGCCCUGAUGAGAUCGACACGACGUUUCGCCCAGCAUGUAUAGGAACAUCUACUGACACCAGCUUCGAUGAGCUAGACCUUGUCUCAGCGGGAUUGGGCGGCAAGGUCCUUGGAUAUUCAGAUCAGUGGUUUGCUGAGGCAGCCAAUCUCCUAACUCCUACGGCUCCCAUCCGCCAGCCGGGCAAGAUGGUCUAUACUGGAGCGUGGUAUGACGGCUGGGAGACAAGACGCCAUAAUCCCGAGGAAUUCGACUGGGUUGUGAUUCGCCUCGGCGUCGCCUCAGGCACUGUUAACGGAGUUGAAGUAGACACGGCCUUUUUCAACGGUAACAAUGCUCCCGCCAUCUCUGUCGAAGGAUGCUUCAGCGACAACGACGAUGAGGUUGUUUCAUGGAAAGGGGGCCGAGGUAAAUGGGAAACAAUUCUUGAUAUUCGAGAAUGUGGACCAAGCCAAAGGCACGGCUGGAACCUCAACGAGCCCACAGGCAAGCAGUACACUCACGUGAGGCUCAACAUGUAUCCCGACGGCGGCAUUGCAAGAUUCCGCCUGUUCGGGCAUGCUGUUCCCGUAUUCCCUGAAGAUAAGGAUGCCGUACUUGAUCUUGCAGCGGCACAAAACGGCGGCAUCGCCAUCUCAUGCAGUGACCAACACUUUGGCUCCAAAGACAACCUGCUGCUACCGGGCCGUGGGAAGGAUAUGGGUGAUGGCUGGGAGACGAAGCGUUCACGAGGCAAGGAUCACGUUGACUGGACGAUCGUCAAACUGGGAGCCACUGGAUAUAUCCAGGAAUUUGUCGUCGACACUGCACACUUUCGAGGAAACUUUCCUCAAAAGAUUACUGUCCACGGUCUGUCGUGGCAAGGAGAGGGAGAACCCGAUUUCAAGUCAAAGGGAUGGGUUGAAACUGUGUUGCCGAGCAAGACUGGGCCUGAUCAGGAACACAAGUUUGCUUCUGCGGUGGUAGAUGUGCCCUUUACACAUGUUAGACUUACGAUGAUACCUGACGGAGGAGUAAAGCGAUUUCGAGCAUUUGGCAAGCGAGCGGUAUAG
Messenger RNA from Trichoderma gamsii, 1110 nucleotides. Its product is annotated as allantoicase-l. The record is from RefSeq and is a predicted model, not a curated record. NCBI's taxonomy places the organism in Eukaryota, Fungi, Ascomycota, Sordariomycetes, Hypocreales, Hypocreaceae. Gene Ontology annotation, biological process: allantoin catabolic process. The transcript has 2 exons. Gene Ontology annotation, molecular function: allantoicase activity. Bases 1 to 1110 code for a protein of 369 amino acids.